AGUUGAUGAUGUGAUGUUGGUGUUGUGAGAUCAAACGAGUUACACAAACAAAAGCUCAUCAUGAAACUAUUGCCGCUAUUGUUACUGACCUUGCUAGGUCUUUUCCACCUUGCGCCGCAGACGCAGGGGGCGAAAAUAUUGUUGACUUUGGGUUUUCCGGGUCGCUCCCAGUAUAUUUUUGUUGAGUCGUACUUCAAAGCAUUGGCAGCCCGUGGACAUGAAGUGACCGUCAUCAGCCCCUUUAAAAACAAACCUGUUCCCAAUGUUAGAUUCAUACUCGCUCCCAAAAUUAAUGAUCAUUACGAUGAAAUUCUUGCGGGUAUGAAUGUUCCUGGCAUUUGGGCACAACAGAAAGUCUUCUCAGAGAUGCUUGUAAAUAUCUGUGAUUGUGUUCUCUCUGAGCCAGCUGUUCAGAAACUGAUGCAUUCCGGUGAAAAGUUCGAUGUGGUCUUGGCCGAGAUGGUGCAGACAGAAUCUUUAUUUGGACUGGCACAACAUUUCAAUGCAUCGCUCAUUGGCUUCUCAAGCUAUGGCAAUGAUUAUCGUAUUGAUCUUCAUAUGGGAAAUAUAUCGCCGCUUUCCUAUAAUCCACUACCCACAUUGCCUCUUUCGAAUCCAAUGACAUUUUCGGAACGUCUUAGUAACAAAUGGGAAGUUUGGGUGGAAAAAGCCGCUCAUUACUGGAUCCACUCGCCAGCUAUGGAAAAGCAGUAUGCCAAAUACUUCCCCAAUGCGAAGAAGACACUCGAUGAAGUCUUGGAUAGUUUUGAUUUCAUGUUACUGGGCCAGCAUUUUACUCUGAGUUAUCCACGACCCUAUUUGCCCAACAUGAUUGAAGUAGGCGGACUUCACAUUGCUCACAAGCCGAAGCCACUGCCGGAGGAUAUCAAACAGUUUAUUGAGAGUUCACGUGAUGGUGUCAUUUAUUUCUCAUUGGGAUCGAAUGUGAAGAGCAAAGAUUUGCCACAGGAAACGCGUGAUACUCUAUUGAAAGUGUUUGGAGGUCUCAAGCAACGUGUACUUUGGAAAUUUGAGGAUGACAACAUGCCCAACAAGCCGGACAAUGUGUUCCUCAGCAAAUGGUUCCCGCAACCCGACAUUCUGGCUCACAAAAAUGUUAAGCUUUUCAUCAGUCAUGGUGGACUUCUGAGUACCAUUGAAAGUGUAUUCUUUGGCAAGCCCAUUUUGGGAUUGCCCGUUUUCUACGAUCAGUUCAUGAAUGUCAAACGCGCCGAGCGCAUGGGCUUUGGUCUGGGAUUGGAUCUGCAGAACCUAAAGCAGGCCGAGUUGGAGAAAACCAUCAACACUCUGCUAACCACGCCAAGCUAUGGAAAUGCUGCCGCCCUCAUCUCAGAACGCUAUCGCGAUCAGCCAGAAUCAUCGCUGGAACGUGCAGUUUGGUGGACGGAAUACGUGAUCCGUCACAAGGGAGCUCCACAUAUGCGGGCGACAUCGCGAGAUUUGAAUUUCUUCCAACUGCAUGGCUGGGAUACCUCUGCGGUGCUACUUGGUCUGCCGCUUCUAGCACUUGUUGUGCUGGUCAAGCUGAGCUGUUGGCUGCUUAGAAAAGUCUUUGCAACAAAACCAAAACGAACUGAUAAGCAAAAGAAGCAUUAGGGACAUUUAAUUUUAUCAAAUUAUCAAUUUGUUAUCAAUUGUAUAGUUGCUACCAAUUAAGUAAUCGUAUUAAAUUGAAUUGCUGUAUUGUGAAA
Molecule: messenger RNA, 1712 nt
Organism: Drosophila sulfurigaster albostrigata
Lineage: Eukaryota; Metazoa; Arthropoda; Insecta; Diptera; Drosophilidae
Gene: Ugt35C1
Product: UDP-glucosyltransferase 2
Exons: 2
Coding region: 61-1617 (518 amino acids)
Molecular function (GO): UDP-glycosyltransferase activity
Source: RefSeq, a predicted model, not a curated record